GCUUGUCAAAAAAUAUUAUUUUACCGUUGUCUGUUAUUAAUUAUUAUCACCAACUGCGGCUGCACGGUCGCACGGAUUUUGGACUGAAAUUUAUCUCCGCGUUAGAAUAAUACAUUUAUAAUCGUUAAAACUAUAUGAUUUUGAUCUAAUUCUGAUUUAUUACGACUUAGUUACCCGUGCGCUUGCGCGUGGGUGUGUUAUUGUUUGUUAGUAUGCAUUUAUGCUCGCCAUAUAACUACAAUAGUUAGUUGUCUUUAACAAACACUGUUCUCUGUUCGCUAUUCGGCACGAUGACGAUGGUGUUGACGUCCCGGAGUUAACGUCUGGUUUUGUUCAAUUAUUUGAUGUGCAGACGAAUCUGAGGAGAUCAAAUUCAUCGUCUUGGUCUAUUCAUCCAGCUGUGUCUGUGGUGAAAUGCCAUCGCAUGAAGUCUUACCCCACAGAUUGCCAAUGUAAAAGACCACCCUCAUCUUCAACCAUUUACGAUGAUGAUAAACGUUUCCGUUACUAAUCUCACCAACGAUACCGCCUCCACUGCACUAGCGCCAGUCAAGUCUGUGGCAGUUCCACAUCCACCUGUCCAGUUCAGUCCACUCACUGUUGUGAUCAUUGUUAUUGUUGCUUGUUUGAUGCUAGUUGGUGUAAUAAUUGUAAUUAGAAGAAAGAGAAGACUCGACAGGCUGCGGCAUUCAUUGAUACCUUUUUAUUCGUUUGAUGCUAACGAAGAGGAAGACUGGGAUUCAGAUCUGUUACAACACGAAGGUGGAACUCAGACCAUUCGUCAGCAUGGUCAAACAUUUAGACACGAGGGCAGUUUCCACAGCUGGCAUGAGAGAUUUAGUCCGAUUCAAAGAGCUAUGGAUCGGUCGAACUGAACAUCAUGGCUAAAGAGAUAAGAAGCAAAAAAGGAUGAUUCUUGUGAUGAAAAUGUAUCUUUUGCUUCUACCAUUUGUGUCGUACAAUUUUAAUAUUAGUUAUUUGUAAGUUGUACAUUGUCUGGUCAUGGUACAAGUAUAAUUUUGCACGUUUCCAUCCUUCACAAUCCUAUUUUCAAAUCUAAUGACAAUCACCGUGUCACUCUAAAAUUACAACCAUAUCCCAUUAAGGUUGGGAUAGUCUGUUCAAACUAUGAUCAGGCAAUGCUGAUGUAAGAGAGUAUUUGUGUCUAUAGAAUUUGUAACUUUUAAUGUGGUAUUGUUGAUGUUGUUGUUGUUGUUAUUGUUGGCAUUUUUUUAAAAUCUACUUAACUGUAUAAAAUUAUAUAAAUAAUAAGUUAACACACAUACACACGCCAACCACAAGCUUGAUGCUCAAUAUAUUUAUAUAUUUAAGAAUAUUUAUCAUUUUAUAGCUUUUGGUAGCACCUGCUCAUCGUGCUCUCACUGUUUAUUUUUAUUUUUCAUUAGCAUAUUAUAGUUUUGAUAAUAUUUAAGUGUUAUGCCUACUUAUUGUGUACAUGCAUUGUUAAUUUGAAUGAAAUUGUGGUCAGUCUUUACAUAGCUAUAAUUGACCUGAAUAUUUAACUGCAGAUAAAAAAUACACGUCUUGUACCAAUAAUUUUUACCAUGUCCUAAAUGUUGUCAACCGUGUUUGUUAAUGAGUUUAACAAACAAUAACUGCAAGAUUGAUUUUUUUUUUAUGAAAUUUAAAUGUAUACUCUUAACAUUAUAAGUCUAAGUUACAAUAAUUCCAUAACAUCAAUUCAUGUCUGAUUAAAAAUUGUUGUUAGUUAAAUAAAUAUAAAACAGACUGAAUUAGUUUAUUAGUCACUUAUUGUAGGGAGUUGAAUCUGCUAAAUGUUUUUAUAAAAAUAUGUAUUGUGUUGAUUAAAAUUCACCGUUAUUUGCUUA
Messenger RNA from Myzus persicae (green peach aphid), 1850 nucleotides. RefSeq lists its product as uncharacterized. The transcript has 5 exons. NCBI's taxonomy places the organism in Eukaryota, Metazoa, Arthropoda, Insecta, Hemiptera, Aphididae. The record is from RefSeq and is a predicted model, not a curated record. Bases 486 to 875 code for a protein of 129 amino acids.